Spodoptera litura is the source of this 1605-nucleotide messenger RNA. Its product is annotated as stimulator of interferon genes protein homolog. Gene Ontology annotation, biological process: innate immune response; reticulophagy; positive regulation of macroautophagy. NCBI's taxonomy places the organism in Eukaryota, Metazoa, Arthropoda, Insecta, Lepidoptera, Noctuidae. Gene Ontology annotation, molecular function: 2',3'-cyclic GMP-AMP binding; cyclic-di-GMP binding. The record is from RefSeq and is a predicted model, not a curated record. Gene Ontology annotation, cellular component: autophagosome; endoplasmic reticulum membrane.
GUUACUCUAAAGUCUAAAUACAAAAUUACAAAAUUAAUACACCAUUAAACACUUUAUUUUUAUUAUUAUAUCAUUCUCAAUAUUUGAGAAGUCUGUUAAAUCUAAGUUUUAUGUGAUUUUGUACCAAAGAAUAAACAGUUAAAAGGGUGAGUGAAUACCCUUGGGAGAAAUGGAUCAAAUCUACAUUUAUGUGAUGCAAGUUGUACUUGCUGUCGGUGUCACAGUUGGUUCACAAACAUUUAAACAAAAUGAUAAGUACCAUUGGAUGUUCAGCAUUGUGAGAUAUGUAGUUUAUGACCUAACAAUUAAAUGUACCAAAAACUUAAGCUCAAUGGGAUAUGACAUGUUACACAAGAAAAGAUGGUUGAACACACAACUUGUAGAAAAUAUCAAUACUGGUCAAAUAAUCAUUUACAUUGGCUCAAUUGCAAUCUUAAUAAGCAAUAAUGAAAAGGUAUUUUCCGAAGACUUCCUUUUGCUGUUCAUCGCCUACUUGAUUUUGCAGUAUCCCGAAUUGGGAACCACACCCCUAUCUUCCAUAAGCUAUGGAGUAGGGAUGGCGUGUAACUUCUAUGAAGGAUACCUGAUGCACGUGAUACCUUCAGAUGGCGGUGACUUCGGUGGUUUCAUUCAAAACGUCCAAGCUUUCGAGGCUCGCGAAGGCAUCGUGGUGCCUGUCAGAAAGUUAUUUAUCAUCAUCACAAAGUCCAUGUAUAGCCCUCCAGAUCUACAACUGUUUAAUAAAGAAAAUAGACCAGACCUCUCAAAGUUGGAGUCCUGUUCGGUGAGAAUCGGUGAUUAUUCAAAGGGGCAACUUCCCUCUUUUCCGGACAUUGAUGAUGCUGUGAUGUUCCAGUCGCUGGAAGAUCGGAGUAGGGAUGUGGGAGGGAUCAGGAACCGUAGCUACAAGAAUACGGCGUACAAGAUCCACCGGCAGCGCGGCCCACCCGUCUACCUCGUGGCCGAGUGUGCUACGCCCCUGUAUACUUUGUACCGCGUCAUGGAGAACAAGGAGUUGUAUGAUGACUUGGCGAAGGUGAAUGUCCAAGAUGUUUGUGACGACUUCUGUUCCACACUGCUGCGGCUUCUAGAUAGGAGUUCCGAGUGUAGAGACCAGGUGGAACUAGUUCACUAUGAUGAUAGAGACCCGGAAGCGAACUUAGCAGACGUUAUACUCAACAGAAUACAACAGCUGGAACCAAGGUUUGAAGAGUUGAUUAGUGUUAGAAGAUAAAUAAAAUCUUUCAGACACAUCACUUAACUUGUGUAAACUGUAGUCGGACAAAGUUAGAUUAGAGAAAAACUUCAAAAGUUUGCUUGAGUUGUGAUUAAUUUUGAUUUGAUAUCAAAGUAAAUGAUUAUUAAUAUUAAAAAUUCGAAGAUCGUAUAACUUGUGAGAAACCUACAUAAAAGUACAUUAUAAUUUUGUAUUGGACCUAUGCAACUGCUUUGUAAUCUGAGCUCGUACACAAAACUGCGAUGGACGUCGCAUCCCAAAAAUGUGCAAGCUCCCUCCACGCAUCGCAAGAAGCAAUAACAGAAGUGCACACUUCUUUUUACGAUCCAUGUCACCACCAAGUUUUCAAUGUUGUCACCCUGGGAGAC